UUUGCGCAGGCCACGCCCCCCGUUACCAUGGCAGCGGGGACGCUGCGGCCUGGUCCUGAUGGCGGCCGAGGGACCGGAGCCGGGCCCGGACUCGUCGCUGGUGUCCCUUUACCGCUGGUUGGACACGGUGCCGCUGUCACGGCCACGCAGGAACAUCGCCCGCGACUUCAGCGACGGGGUGCUGGCGGCCGAGGUGGUGAAGUUCUUCUUCCCCUCGCUGGUGGAUCUGCACAGCUUUGUCCCCACCAGCUCCACGGCGCAGAAAGUCGCCAAUUGGGGCCACCUCAACAGGAAAGUGCUGAGCAAGCUGAACCUGCGUCUCCCCGAGGAGAUGAUCCAGGGGCUGGUGCGGAGCCAGCCGGGAACGGCCGAGCAGCUCCUGCAGCUCCUGAGGGCCAAAAUCCUCCAGAGGCAGAGGAACAGCAAAGGAGGGGUUGGGAAGCCCACAGCGGAGCCAGCAGCGCUGGACGAGGGCGGGUACCUGGACACAGGCCAGCCGAAGCUCCGCAGAGAUUUGGGAAGGGGCUGCAGCCAGGAGGGCGCUGACAGGGCGGUGGCGGUGGCAGUACAGCCCGGGGGUGGCCUUGGGGACAUGCGACAGCAGCUGGCGGACCGCGAGCAGGCGCUGCAGCUGGCGCGGGACACGAUCCAGAUCCUACAGGCCAAGGUGGGGCGGCUGGAGCAGCUCCUGCUCCUCAAGAACCUCCGCAUCGACGACCUGAGCCGGCGGCUGCAGCAGCUGCGGGGACCCGGCGACAGGGACCCCGAGAGGGGACAGGGACAGGGACAGCGCCCCUGACCCGCGACAGGGACACCGAGAGGGGACAGGGACAGGGACAGGGACAGGGACAGGGACAGCGCCCCUGACCCGCGACAGGGACACCGACCCCGAGAGGGGACAGGGACAGCGCCCCUGACAGCGACAGGGACACCGAGAGGGGACAGGGACAGGGACACCGACGCUGACCCGCGACAGGGACACCGAGAGGGGACAGGGACAGGGACAGGGACAGGGACAGCGCCCCUGACCCGCGACAGGGACACCGAGAGGGGACAGGGACAGGGACAGGGACAGGGACAGCGCCCCUGACCCGCGACAGGGACACCGUCGCCACCGCGGGGUGGCACCGCCGUGGCGGAUCGGGGACAGCCCGGUGGCCCCUGGUGGCCCCUGGUGGCUCCCGGUGGCCCCUGGUGGCUCUUGGUGGCCCCUGGUGGCCCCUGGUGGCCCCUGGUGGCUCCCGGUGUCCCCAAGUCCCGCGCGGCUGCAAUUAAAGAGUUGGAUCUUG
Molecule: messenger RNA, 1289 nt
Organism: Taeniopygia guttata (zebra finch)
Lineage: Eukaryota; Metazoa; Chordata; Aves; Passeriformes; Estrildidae
Source: RefSeq, a predicted model, not a curated record